This is a messenger RNA of Mesoplodon densirostris (Blainville's beaked whale), 1870 nucleotides long. It is a transcript of the gene SLC7A5, whose product is annotated as solute carrier family 7 member 5. Lineage: Eukaryota; Metazoa; Chordata; Mammalia; Artiodactyla; Ziphiidae. The transcript has 10 exons. Gene Ontology annotation, cellular component: membrane. Bases 82 to 1599 code for a protein of 505 amino acids. Gene Ontology annotation, biological process: neutral amino acid transport; amino acid transmembrane transport. Gene Ontology annotation, molecular function: neutral L-amino acid transmembrane transporter activity; L-amino acid transmembrane transporter activity. The record is from RefSeq and is a predicted model, not a curated record.
AAAGCGGGUUCUUUCCGUUGGGAGGCGAGCGCCCCGUGUCCGGCCCUGUCCGGCCCUGUCCUGCGCGGCCGGCGCGGCAGCAUGGCGGGCUCGGGCCCGAAGCGGCGCGGGGCUGCGGCCCCCGCGGCGGCCGAGGAGGAGGAGCGGCAGGCGCGGGAGCGGAUGCUGGCGGCGCGGCGCGCGGAUUGCGCGGAGGGCGAGGGUGUGACCCUGAAGCGCAACAUCACGCUGCUCAAUGGCGUGGCCAUCAUCGUGGGCACCAUCAUCGGCUCGGGCAUCUUCGUGACGCCCACCGGCGUGCUCAAGGAGGCGGGCUCGCCGGGGCUGGCGCUGGUUGUUUGGGCCGUGUGCGGCGUGUUCUCCAUCGUGGGCGCGCUUUGCUACGCAGAGCUCGGCACCACCAUCACUAAGUCGGGCGGCGACUACGCCUACAUGCUCGAGGUCUACGGCUCGCUGCCCGCCUUUCUCAAGCUCUGGAUCGAGCUGCUCAUCAUCCGGCCCUCCUCGCAGUACAUCGUGGCGCUCGUCUUCGCCACGUACUUGCUCAAGCCGCUCUUCCCCAGCUGCCCGGUGCCCGAGGAGGCCGCCAAGCUCGUGGCCUGCCUCUGCGUGCUACUGCUCACGGCCGUCAACUGUUACAGCGUGAAGGCCGCCACCCGCGUCCAGGACGCCUUCGCCGCGGCCAAGCUCCUGGCGCUGGCCUUGAUCAUUCUCCUCGGCUUCAUCCAGCUCGGGAAGGGUAACACGUCCAAUCUGGACCCCAAGUCCUCGUUUGAAGGCACCAAAGUGGACGUGGGGAACAUCGUGCUGGCGCUGUAUAGUGGCCUCUUUGCCUACGGGGGAUGGAAUUACUUGAAUUUCGUCACAGAGGAGAUGAUUAAUCCGUACAGAAACCUGCCCCUGGCCAUCAUCAUCUCCCUCCCCAUCGUCACCCUGGUGUACGUGCUGACGAACCUGGCCUACUUCACCACGCUGUCCCCUGAGCAGAUGCUCACGUCGGAGGCUGUGGCCGUGGACUUCGGGAACUACCACCUGGGCGUCAUGUCCUGGAUCAUCCCCGUCUUCGUGGGUCUGUCCUGCUUUGGCUCCGUCAACGGGUCCCUCUUCACGUCUUCCAGGCUGUUCUUCGUGGGGGCCAGGGAGGGCCACCUGCCCUCCGUCCUCUCCAUGAUCCACCCACAGCUGCUGACGCCCGUGCCCUCGCUUGUGUUCACGUGCGUCAUGACCCUGCUGUACGCCUUCUCCAAAGACAUAUUCUCCGUCAUCAACUUCUUCAGCUUCUUCAACUGGCUCUGUGUGGCCCUGGCCAUCAUCGGGAUGAUCUGGCUCCGCUACCAGAAGCCAGAUCUGGAGCGGCCCAUCAAGGUUCACCUGGCCCUCCCAGUGUUGUUCACCCUGGCCUGCCUGUUCCUGAUCGCCGUCUCCUUUUGGAAAACCCCCGUGGAGUGCGGCAUCGGCUUCACCAUCAUCCUCAGCGGCCUGCCUAUCUACUUCCUCGGGGUCUGGUGGAAAAACAAGCCCAAGUGGCUUCUCCAGAGCAUCUUUUCCACGACGGUCCUUUGCCAGAAGCUCAUGCAUGUGGUUCCCCAGGAGACGUAAGCGACAAGAUCUGAGAAGCUGCCGGAAAGAAAACGCAGAGAUUGUUUUAAACCACCCACCCCUUAGAAAGCGACUCCGGUCCUAUCAUCUAGGCAGCUCAGCUGGGGGCCCCCACUGUCCCUCCCCCAGGGUGGCGGCCGGGCCACUGUGAACCCUGGUACGAAUUUAGUCCCAGAAGACGGAUGUCUGGAUACCUCUCGAGCGUGGAGGCGGGAACGUUGGACCGAGGAGGCCGUGGGCUUCCCGCCGAAUCAGGCCUUCUCUCUUCUCA